Messenger RNA from Galleria mellonella (greater wax moth), 882 nucleotides. RefSeq names its product 60S ribosomal protein L15 (gene RpL15). The record is from RefSeq and is a predicted model, not a curated record. Lineage: Eukaryota; Metazoa; Arthropoda; Insecta; Lepidoptera; Pyralidae. The transcript has 5 exons. Gene Ontology annotation, biological process: cytoplasmic translation. Gene Ontology annotation, molecular function: structural constituent of ribosome; RNA binding. Gene Ontology annotation, cellular component: cytosolic large ribosomal subunit; ribosome. Bases 171 to 785 code for a protein of 204 amino acids.
AAAACUUAAGACAAUGUAAAAAAGGAAAUAUUUAUUUUUCUUAGCAUGUGGUGACAGGUAUAGCAACAUUGAAUUCAACUGUCAUAUUGUCAGUUAUUGACUUGUCAAUUUAUUUUUCUUUUCCGGUUUACCUGUGGGGAUCUAGAGACGUCUGCCACAGGCUUUCCAAGAUGGGUGCCUACAGAUAUAUACAAGAACUGUACAGAAAAAAGUUAAGCGAUGUAAUGCGUUUCCUCUUGCGUGUCAGAGUAUGGCAGUAUCGCCAGUUGACUCGCAUGCAUCGUGCUCCUAGGCCUACCAGGCCCGACAAGGCGAGGCGACUGGGAUACCGUGCUAAGCAAGGAUACGUGAUCUUUAGAAUCCGUGUACGCCGUGGUGGCCGCAAGCGUCCAGUUCCCAAGGGCGCCACUUAUGGCAAACCAAAAAGUCAUGGUGUCAACCAGCUGAAACCCACUCGCAAUUUGCAAUCUAUUGCCGAAGAACGUGUUGGACGUCGUUGUGGUGGUCUGCGUGUCCUUAACUCAUAUUGGGUUGCACAGGACUCUUCAUACAAAUACUUUGAAGUUAUAUUGGUUGAUCCAUCACACAAGGCUAUACGCCGCGACCCUAAGAUCAACUGGAUAGUGAACGCUGUUCACAAACAUCGUGAGAUGCGUGGCCUUACAUCAGCCGGUCGCAGUUCCCGUGGUCUGGGCAAGGGUCAUCGUUAUUCGCAGACCAAGGGUGGUUCCCGCCGCGCUGCUUGGAUACGCCGCAACACGCUUCAAUUGCGUCGCAAGCGAUAAAUUUAAAAUUCAUAAAGUCAUUGACUUUCUGUUUGUUUUUAUAUUACAUAUUAUCAAAAAGAAAGCCAGUGGCUUUCAAUAAAAUUAACUUUAUAAA